Cololabis saira (Pacific saury) is the source of this 1860-nucleotide messenger RNA. It is a transcript of the gene elac1, whose product is annotated as elaC ribonuclease Z 1. Bases 42 to 1154 code for a protein of 370 amino acids. The record is from RefSeq and is a predicted model, not a curated record. Gene Ontology annotation, molecular function: 3'-tRNA processing endoribonuclease activity. Gene Ontology annotation, cellular component: nucleus. The transcript is spliced from 5 exons. Lineage: Eukaryota; Metazoa; Chordata; Actinopteri; Beloniformes; Belonidae.
GUUCAUGCUGGUGUUGGACGGUUUCCUGGAAGUUUGGGGAGAUGAGUAUGGACCUGACCUUCCUCGGGACGGGCUCGGCUUACCCGUCCCCGCACCGCGGGGCCUCGGCUCUGGUGCUGCGCACGGACGGGGAGUGUUGGCUGUUUGACUGCGGAGAGGGAACCCAGACCCAGCUGAUGAGGAGCCAGCUGAGAGCUGGUCGAAUCACCAAGAUUUUCAUCUCCCACUUGCACGGAGAUCACUUGUUUGGUUUACCUGGUCUCCUGUGCACCGUGAGCCUCAACACCAACCCCGAGCCUCAGCAGAGCGUGAGCUGUGUGGACAUCUACGGGCCCCGGGGCCUCCGGCAUUUCCUCAGGGUGACGCUCGGCCUCACAGGAUCUCAGCUGCUCUUCCCAUAUGCAGUUCAUGAGCUGGAGCCCACACCUGACCAGUGUCCAGAAGAGGGACAGCUCAGCCUGGAGAUGACGGCUGCAGGCGGCCCCCUCCACCCACAGGAGCAGCCAGGAAGAACCAUCUCCUUGGAUCCCUGCAAUGACUGUUACCUCCUCCUUGAAGACAACAAGUUUGUCGUCAAAGCAUUUAGGUUGUUUCACCGCAUCUCUUCCUUUGGUUUCUGCGUUCAGGAGCGUGAUCGACCUGGAAGACUUAAGACGGAAGUGCUGAAGGAACUAGGUCUGAAACCAGGACCUCAAUACGGCCGCCUCAAAGCCGGGGAGCAGGUAACGCUGGAGAGCGGGCGUGUGGUUCUGCCCAGCGAGGUGCUGGAAGAAGCUAUUCCGGGGAGGAAAGUCUGCAUUUUUGGGGACUGCAGCUCAGUGCUAGGGGCAGCACCGCUGCAGCUGUGCAACGGAGCGGACGUUCUGGUUCACGAGGCCACGCUCGGGAACGAGCACAGAGAGAAAGCAGUGGACCACGGACACAGCACACCCGAGAUGGCAGCAGAGGUGGCGCGGGCUUGCUGUGCGCGGAGGCUGGUGCUCUACCAUUUCAGUCAGCGGUACAAACCCAUCUCCCUGCAGAAGGAGGGAGACGAGGACAAUGUGUCGGAGCUCAAGAGACAGGCUGAAGAAGUACUGCAGGACGGAGGUGUGGAGGUGACUCUGGCUGAGGACUUUAUGACUCUGGCCGUCCCUCUCAGAAGAAAGAGGUAAUAAAUGAACAGCCAGUUUAGUUUCUGUACUGAUGUUGCUGGUCUGAUAAAGGAGAUCAUGUCUAACAUAUUUUAAAUACAUAGCUCUCACAUACAAUUGAUUAUUAAAAUGUCAGUGCCAUUUUUAUGAUUAAUGAUAAAUUAUACAUUUUUACUUAAAGGUCCAGUGAAUAAAAAACAUUUUGAAAAAAAAUUUGCUCCAAGUCCAGUUACUUGCUUGAUUUGGACAUUUUGUAGGUCAAAUGUUGAUCGGUCAUUUGUGACUCAUAUGUUUGAUUUCACUGUGAGCUUAACGGAGGAAAAGUUUACAAAAAAACUUGUUGAAUAAAGCAAAUGAAUUAAACUCUUAAUUGGUUGAAAGCCAAAGACUACUAGCUGAGAUCACUUCAUUAGUUUCUAUUUCCAAGGUAAGAAUGAUUGAAAGGUCCCCGCUGACAAAAAAUGUAAGUUAAAUUUAAGAUUAAUUGGAAAUUUCCCUCUGUGAAAGUCUCAAGUUAUUUUAAUACACAAACAUCAAACCAAGUCUUCUGUUGAAAUGUUUUUUUGCUUCAUCUCCCACGUAAUGAAGAUGCAGGUAUUUCUGAACCUUUUCCAGAGCUUUAUUUCUGGAUCUGUACACAAGGUAUUAAAGUACAACAGAAAAUACAAAAUAAUGUUUAACAAAAGAAAAACAAAAACAGCAAUGUUUAUGUACAAUUCUUAUAAAC